AUGAAGCGCCUUCUCCCUCUCCUGCUGCAUCUAGCAGCAGCAGCAGCACCAGCAGCAGCAGCAGCAGCAGGAGCAACAGCAGCAGAGGCAGUAGACGAAUCCCACAGUGUACGUACACCCGAACAACAGACCUGCUCAGCCUACAGCUGGCUAGAGCAGGAGAUUUCUUACCUGCGCAACCCUCCUGCUUCAGCAGCAGCAGCACCAGCAGCAGCAGCAGCAGCAGCAGCAGACAGCACAGAAGCUUUAGACGAAAAUGAACCAGGAGAUUAUGUUGAGCUCUCUGAAGAAGCGCUGCAACUGGCCCUGCGAAAACGGCCGACGGCGUUAGUGCUGCUAGCAGACCCGAGGACGGCGUUGGUGCUGCUAGCAGACCCGAG
This is a messenger RNA of Eimeria acervulina, 380 nucleotides long. RefSeq lists its product as hypothetical. Lineage: Eukaryota; Apicomplexa; Conoidasida; Eucoccidiorida; Eimeriidae. The transcript is spliced from 3 exons. The annotation marks the transcript as partial. The record is from RefSeq and is a predicted model, not a curated record.